AUGCCCCCAAAGAAACACGCUCGCAGCACGAGCAGCGCCAACGUCGAAUCGACGGCUAAACGACCACAAAAAGAGGCCGACGUAGCAAGCGGACCAAGUCAGGAAAAAGAUACCAAUGACAGCGUCCUAGAACCUGAGUACAUUUGCAUUCAUGCAACUUUGUCCGAUGAUCGGGAGGAUGAGGACAGCGACGAAGUGGAAGUCAGAGGAGAAGAUGAGGAUGACGAAGGUCCGACUAGAACGAUCAAGAUGAGCGUCAAAGACCAGAGUGUCUUCCGCAAGUUGGCCAGUAACCAUCCUGAGCACAAGUGGAUCAUGAUGUGGCAAACUUACAUGGCUCUCACUGAUGCCGUGGAUCAUUCUGGACACUCUGAUCCAGAUCUCUUUGGCAUGCAUGUUUACAACGACUUCCACUGGUAUGGUCUUGCCGAGCUUCUGGAGAACAUGACCGCAUACCAGAAGUCAACAGUGGAGACCGCGCUGCUUGACUUGUGGGCUUCUAUCGCUGCGUUGGGACACUGGGUCAAUAUGAACACGGAAUUUAUGAUGAUGGACGACGGCGAUCGAGCCUUUAAUCUUAUCGGGCUUAUUGGCUGCGCAUUCAUCGAUACCCUGAUCACUGUCGACAAAGCUGGACAGCUUUCGGCGGACUCGAUCGUUAAGGAUCUUGGCCUGGUCAUGUCAUUGUAUUUGAAUUUCGGUCGAGGUCAGGAGGACUAUGAUAUCGAGGAGGGAGAUCUCCAGUGGCGGAGUGCGAUCGUCGCUUUUGCCAAGAAGGCCGGCAUAGAUCUCACUGUCGUUGGGUGUAGUGCUACGGCCGAGAAUGUGAGGAACGAGGAGGAAGAGGCAGAAGAAGAUAUUACGGCGGACUUGGUGAAGGGUUUUCGAGAAGCAGUCUGA
Messenger RNA from Recurvomyces mirabilis, 900 nucleotides. RefSeq lists its product as uncharacterized. Lineage: Eukaryota; Fungi; Ascomycota; Dothideomycetes; Mycosphaerellales; Teratosphaeriaceae. The transcript has 4 exons. Bases 1 to 900 code for a protein of 299 amino acids. The record is from RefSeq and is a predicted model, not a curated record.